AUGGAGCUCCACUCCCUUGCUAAGAAGAGCAGCCAGGCUGUCCUGUGCGAUGCUGGGGACUGGCAUUCAGGAGGCCCUCCUGAUGGCCAGGCAGAUGCAGCAGCCAUCAAAGCUGCUCUCUGCUGCCAGAGACACUGUACGUCAACACCAAAAGCAGCUGAGAUUGAAGGAUCUAAACUUAGUCCUUCUCCAGCAUCCCCCUCCUCCUCUUUGCAAGACAGAGUUAUUCAGACAGACUCCUUGCCACCAGGACCUCUCAACUCAGGGAACAACCAAAUAACAGCAGGGCGGAAAGUCUGCAACUGCUGCAGCCAGGAAUUAGAAACUUCUUUUACCUGUGUGGAUGAGAAUGUCAACUUAGAGCAAAGGAACCGAUGCUCCCCUUCAGCAAAAGGGAGCAAUCACCUGGGAGACCUUGGCUGGGGAAAUCCAAACGAGUGGUCCCAUGAGGCUGCCGUAUCCUUGAUAUCCGAAGAUGAGGAUGAUGUAAGUUCGGAAGCCACAUCUUCAGGGAGGUCAGUUGACUAUGGUUUCAUCAGUGCCAUCUUGUUCUUGGUCACUGGCAUCUUGCUGGUGAUCAUCUCUUACAUUGUUCCACGGGAAGUGACUGUGGAUCCCAACACCGUGGCGGCCCGGGAGAUGGAACGCUUGGAGAAGGAGAGCGCGAGGUUGGGGGCUCACCUGGAUCGCUGUGUGAUUGCGGGACUCUGCCUGCUCACUCUUGGGGGGGUCGUUCUGUCCUGUUUGCUGAUGAUGUCUAUGUGGAAGGGGGAGCUAUAUCGUCGCAACAGGUUUGCCUCUUCCAAAGAGUCUGCAAAACUCUACGGUUCUUUCAACUUCAGAAUGAAAACCUGCACGAAUGAAAACACCCUGGAACUGUCCUUGGUAGAAGAAGACGCUCUUGAUGUACAGAGUUAAUUCUGGUUGUGAACUUCUUGAGGGUCUGUGUUAGCAUUUUCUGUGAAAACAAACCAACCAACCACUUUUCUUAAAAUUAACAGUGCAGUUUAUUUGCUUGUCAGGAAAUGCUCAUUUCACAAACCAACAGCCAGUGAGUGUUUUUGUUCUAUAUGUAUUUUUUAUUUACAAGAAAAGCUGUGUUAAGAUGCAUUAAGAAACUACAACCAGCUACACCUGUCCUUGUAAAGAGCUGAGAUUAAUUAAUCUAUAAUGGCCAUCAGCUUCUGUUUCUAUAGCAAAAUAUUUCUAACAACCAGCGUACAAAUGAUUUUUUAACAUGAUAUGGGGUAUUCUUUGGACAUUAGGAAGUCCUGCACACAGUAGGAUCAAUUAGUAACUUAUUUUGUGAAAAAGAACCUAAGCACUAAUCACAUAAUAAGGCUUACAUUUAAUUCUCAAAGGUGCUUAUCCAUUCUCUUGCUAAAUUUUUUCUUCCUCUAAUUUGGCUGAACAUUAAAAUAUAGGGUUUUGAAUUUGAAUAUUUUGAAGCUUGA
Molecule: messenger RNA, 1454 nt
Organism: Lynx canadensis (Canada lynx)
Lineage: Eukaryota; Metazoa; Chordata; Mammalia; Carnivora; Felidae
Gene: TMEM74
Product: transmembrane protein 74
Exons: 1
Coding region: 1-918 (305 amino acids)
Source: RefSeq, a predicted model, not a curated record